CGAGCUGACGGGUUACGAGGUCCACUUGUUUCGUUUCUUCCUCUUUCACUCCACGCUCCCGGCGGCGGCGGUGCGAGCCUCCUCCGGGCCUGCCGCCCUCCCGCGCUCCAGCCUCGCUCGCCGGCGCGCCCGGGUUCCCAGGCAGCCGGCGCCCCACGCCCGCUAGCGCCCAGCACCGCGCCUGCCGCUCAGGUCCAACGUAGCGCCCGCCGGAGACCCUCCCCGUUCCCGCGGCGCGGCACCGGGAGCGGGGCGUCGCAGCGGCCCGAGGGGGAGCGAGCGAGGCCGAGGGGUGGUUUGGGUUAGCGGUGGCGCCGCGAAGAUGGUCGCCAAACAGCGGAUCCGUAUGGCUAACGAGAAGCACAGCAAGAAUAUCACCCAGCGCGGCAACGUAGCCAAGACCUCGAGAAAUGCUCCCGAAGAGAAGGCCUCCGUAGGACCCUGGUUAUUGGCUCUCUUCAUUUUUGUUGUUUGUGGUUCUGCAAUUUUCCAGAUUAUUCAAAGUAUCAGGAUGGGCAUGUGAAGAGACUGACCUUAAGAUGUUUCCAUUCUCCUGUGAAUUUUAACUUGAACUCAUUCCCGAUGUUUGAUACCCUGGUUAAAAACAAUUCAGUAAAUCAUCCUGCCUCAGAAUUAUUUUUCAUAUCAUCAUUCAUGUGUCAUUCCAAGGUUUUUUCACAAGUCAUUCCAAAUUUUCUAGUCCAUACCACAGUGCCUUGCAAAAGCACCACAUGAAUAAAGCAAUAAAAUUUUGAUUGUUAAGCUACA
Messenger RNA from Eptesicus fuscus (big brown bat), 768 nucleotides. RefSeq names its product stress-associated endoplasmic reticulum protein 1. The transcript has a single exon. Bases 323 to 523 code for a protein of 66 amino acids. Gene Ontology annotation, biological process: endoplasmic reticulum unfolded protein response. Gene Ontology annotation, cellular component: endoplasmic reticulum. NCBI's taxonomy places the organism in Eukaryota, Metazoa, Chordata, Mammalia, Chiroptera, Vespertilionidae. The record is from RefSeq and is a predicted model, not a curated record.